AUGGAGACUGGAAACCAUACAUCUGUGACAGAGGUCAUUGUUUUGGGGUUAAUAGAGGAUCCUACACUUUGUUCCAUCUUCUUUGUAGUUUUUCUAGGAAUUUACAUUGUUACCAUUUUGGGCAAUAUAAGCAUAAUUACAUUAAUCCGAAGAAGCCCUCAGCUUCACACCCCAAUGUAUUUCUUCCUCAAUCAUUUGGCCUUUGUAGAUAUUGGGUAUUCCACAUCAGUUACACCUAUCAUGAUUGUGAGUUUUCUAAGAGGGAGAACAACCAUGCCUCUUGGUGGCUGUAUAGCCCAGCUUGGCUCUGAUGUUAUCUUUGGAACGGCUGAGUGCUUUCUAUUGGCUGCUAUGGCCUGUGAUCGCUAUGUGGCCAUCUGCUUCCCACUUCUCUACUCCACAUACAUGUCUUCCAGGGUCUGCAUUGUCUUACUGGUAGCUUCCUACCUGGGUGGAUGCAUGAAUGCCUCAUCAUUUACUGGCUGUUUAAUGACCCUGUCCUUCUGUGGCUCAAAUGAAAUCAACCAUUUCUUCUGUGACCUCCCACCUCUAGUGAAGCUUUCUUGUACUCAUGUUUAUAUUGCUGAAAUAUCUCCUGCCAUCUCAGCUGGGUCAAUCAUUGUAAUCACAUUGUUUAUCAUAGUCAUUUCAUAUGUCUACAUCCUCCAGUCAAUCCUGAAGAUGUUCUCUACUGAGGGAAGGCACAAGGCUUUCUCAACCUGCACCUCUCACCUCACAGCAGUAACUUUGUUUUAUGGGACGGUUACAUUUGUUUAUAUUAUACCGAAGUCAAGCCAUUCCCCUGAAUAUGUUAAAGUAGUGUCUUUGUUCUACACAGUGGUGAUCCCCAUGUUGAACCCUUUUAUCUAUAGUUUGAGGAACAAGGAGGUGAAAGAGGCCCUGAGAAAAUUGAUUAAAAAAAUCAUACAC
Molecule: messenger RNA, 930 nt
Organism: Choloepus didactylus (southern two-toed sloth)
Lineage: Eukaryota; Metazoa; Chordata; Mammalia; Pilosa; Megalonychidae
Product: olfactory receptor 481-like
Exons: 2
Biological process (GO): G protein-coupled receptor signaling pathway; sensory perception of smell
Cellular component (GO): membrane
Molecular function (GO): G protein-coupled receptor activity; olfactory receptor activity; odorant binding
Source: RefSeq, a predicted model, not a curated record